UAAUCGACAACUUCAUCACUGCACAUGCGCGGAUCGUUCAUCCGGAAAGCCGUGUGUUGACUCUUGUAACAAAAAUAAAGCCAAAAAUCACUUCAACAUGUCAAGGACACCCAACUACCACAUGAAUCCAUAUUCCGGAGGUACACCGUCAAGAAAUUCAGGAUUCUCUCCUUACCAAGAUCAAAAUAGAGGUUCGAUGGGCCCUCCUGGAGGACACAGGCAUGGCUACUUCACUCCUCAACAAGGUGAGGCUCCCAUGAUUGGUGGAGGCAUCAUUCCAGGUCAGCGGUACCCCUCGCACAACAACUCCCCAUUCUCUACCCCAUCAUUCCAGCAGUCGCCCUAUCAGCCGAACGCGGGAUCUUCUCCCCACGAAUCGCCCAACAGGGGAGGAGGGAGAGGGGGCUACCAGAGGAGGGACUCCAGGGGGUGGGGAAGGGGGCGAGGAGGCGGCGGCGGACGAGGGGGCGGUGUCCAGUUUACGCCAUCGGGUCAUCAGCAGUUUCACAACAGGAAAAGAUUCUCGGGUGGAAGUCCAUACCAGAGAGGUCAGCAUGGUGGCAACUCAUCAGUCAUAGAGCGUUACUUCAAGCAAUCCAUGUUAGAAGAUCCGUGGAAGAACCUUGUGGCCAAGAAGGCAUCUGUAUCAUCAUCAUAGCUGGACUAUGAGGGCACUGUAGACCGUACAAUUUCAGUGAUACAUGAGGUCAGGGGUCACCAUUGACUGUCGGGCUACCACCGUCACCAUUUGAAGCGAGUCGAUGAUUUCACUAUAAUUUUUGUGUUGACCAUUAUUAACCUGAUCCUCAGUGAGUAUGGUGCAUGAGGUUAGUGGCCGUCAUUGACCGAUUGAGAAGGGCUGCCCAAAACCAUAAGCCAAUCAGUGAUGUUGCAUAGUGACCAUUGGCAACCAGACCAGUGGAAAAUGGAAAAUGAUCAAUGACCGUCUGGCGGAUUAUAGCGAGAGUUUAUGAUCCACUAUGUCAUCAACAAGACGAGCAUCGAUAGCCCCACCAGACGCUCUGCGACAUCGCAUACUUACGAAGUAUCAUGUUUGUAAGUCAUUGAUGGUAUAUACCAGGUUAGGGUAUUGUGCAUGGUCUGUGAGAAGACAUCCACAUGUUGAAAGAAGAAAUCCCCUGCAUUGGUAUAAAAAUGGUAACAUGAACUUGCGAAGUGUCCUGUAAAGUCGGGAGGGUGACUUGUGGACAACACCAAUUUUUGACAAUUGAACCUUGCUGAAAGGGAAGUGUUUGAAGAGUUGUCACUGUUUUCGCUUAGAAUACUAGAACUGCAUUGUGCAAUUAUCACAAAAAGUCCUAUAUAAUUUAGAUUUUACAUUCAAGUUUGAAACAAUGGGAGAAGAAUGCUUUGAUUUCAGGGCUGCUAAAUCUCUUUGAUCAUGCUUUAAAAUCUUGGAACCCUGUUUCAUAAAGACCAGUGGAAAAUGGAUAAUAGUCAAUGACCGUCUGGUGGAUUAUAGUGAGAGUUUAUGAUUCAUCAACAAAGACGGGCAUUGAUUUCUGGGGGGGGGUGUCAGUAAGUGUUACAGAUUUCUAUUCAAGAGAUAUACCAAAGCGAUUCCAUCAAAUUUGACCAGUGCUAGGUAAUCAUACACAAACAAAAAAAGUGUGAUUAUUAAAUUAUUAAGAUAGCCCAUGUACAUCCACUCGACUCAAUUAUGGCAAAACAACAAUUUUAAUUUAAUUCAAUUAAAAGAUAUGAAAUUUACUCAUUAGUGUACUGUGUUUAUUGGAAAGUUUUGCAACAAUUUAUUUUUUCAAGUUUCAUUUCUGAAUAAAUAGUCAUAAUUUUUAAUAUGAUAGUAAUAGUAAUUAUACUUCCUUAUAUAGAGCUUAAUACUAACAGGUACUUUGUCAGAAGUCUCUAAGCACUCUGCCGUAUAUGCAGCAUAAUUAUGCCAUAAAUUAUGCCAUAUUUUGCAUUGAGAGAAGAUAGUACACCCAUCCAAGUUUUUGAGAUCAGUUACCAAAUUACAAUGCAAAGUUCUUCCUGAUUAACACCCAAUUUUCUACUUGAAAAUGUGCAGGCACAAAAUCCUUGUACAUGUUAUUUAGCUUUGCCAGUGUUCAUGAAGCUUGGGUUAUUAUUGGACAGUUUUAUGAGAUGAACUUGAUGUAAAACUGCAUGCCAGAUGGGAAAACACCAGUGGACUUGAACCACUCACAGCAAUGCAUUUCAAAUAAAACAGAUCAUGAUCUGUUCUAAGUGAUUGGCAAAGCUGUUUCGCCUGAAGUGCUUUGAGAUUCAAGGCAUAGCAGUCUACAUAAAGUCUAAAUCAAGAAAUACUAAAAUUGGGUAGUGAUCUGUUUAAAGGGCCAAGCAACUGACAAAUCAUGGGGAUAUACAAAAUUUGCAA
Messenger RNA from Lytechinus variegatus (green sea urchin), 2380 nucleotides. Its product is annotated as protein FAM98A-like. Bases 98 to 658 code for a protein of 186 amino acids. The transcript is spliced from 3 exons. The record is from RefSeq and is a predicted model, not a curated record. Lineage: Eukaryota; Metazoa; Echinodermata; Echinoidea; Temnopleuroida; Toxopneustidae.